This is a messenger RNA of Capronia epimyces CBS 606.96, 729 nucleotides long. RefSeq lists its product as uncharacterized. The transcript has a single exon. The coding region runs from base 1 to 729 and encodes 242 amino acids. NCBI's taxonomy places the organism in Eukaryota, Fungi, Ascomycota, Eurotiomycetes, Chaetothyriales, Herpotrichiellaceae. The record is from RefSeq and is a predicted model, not a curated record.
AUGCACAGGGACCCGAAUAGGAGCAAUGUUUACGUACGCCUCGCGGAUUUCCUUGACAAGCCGAGACUCCAGCCGAGAUCAAAACAAAAACACCAAGCCCGAGCAAGACAGCGUGCUGUUUUGGAUGAGCGCUCUGAGCUGCAUGCCUUCAUCUCUGACGAGUACUGGGAUUCGCAUUACGCCGAGAUAGCCCAGAGAAACUACGGUUGGCGCGAUCAAAACUGGGCUCUUGUCAAAUGUCUUUUCGCUCACCGCGACCGCCUUGCUCCCUACCCUUGGUUACCACGCGAAUGCUGGCUUGUCGGGUGGGCUUUGUUUCACCUUGAGAAGCCUUUGCGUGAUUUUCUGGUUUGGUCGCUUCAUCAAGAGGAAGAUUGUGAAGAGAACGUGACGAUCGAGAUAUUUGGCAAGCAUUUGGAAGCUUGGGCAGAUUUCUUCGAGAGUCAGCGCGCCAAACGGUACGUGUAUGUGAGUACCAUCGUCUGCCGGCACCCGAGCUUUAUCCUGGACCAGCUCAAGGUCGGCGCUCCGUGGAGUGCGCAUUAUUUUGCUUCCCAGCCAAUGCAUAGACAGUGGGCACACAAGACCUGGAAGACACACUGGCGCAACGGAGGCGGCAAGGAUAUUCGCACGAUGGCUCCCAACCGAGAAUUCGACAACGACAGUAAUACGGAUUGGGAUCACGAUGCUGCCGGGAUCCAACCAGGUCGAGAGGGGAUUUGGACAUAA